UCACUGUAUGGUGGCCCGAUAUACGAGCAAAAUGGUAAAAUGCCAAAAUCCACAUUUUAACAUUGGAAGGGAAAACCGGAAAACGGAAAAUAUCGGAAGUUUUGUCUUUUUGGAUUUUCACUUUUUGACUGAAGUUCUUACGAGUGCCUGAAUAGUUUGGUUUUUUCACUGAUAGUGAAUUUUAGAGGAUCAUAGCUCUUUUUAAAUCCGAAGGGCUAUACAAUUUCACAGGCUGACAGACUGUUACAGAAUGGCGAAGACCCCAUCGGCACCCAAAAAAAAAGCGGGCUCAACUCAUGAGAGGAGCAAUAGGUUCAGCAAGAGGAAGAAAAUCCAGGCGAAAGAGCAUCAAGCGGUAAGUGAUCAGGAUCAUAUUCUGAAGGAUGAACGAUUUUCAAGAAUUGCCACGGACCCUCGAUUUCGAGGAAUUCCAAAAGAAGAGAAGAAAGUGCGGAUUGAUCCCCGAUUCCAGACUAUGUUUACGGAUACACGAUUUAAUCAGAAACAUACGGUGGAUAGGCGGGGUCGACCUGUCAAUUUUGCAUCGUCGGAUAAUCUGGAAAAGUUUUACCAGUUAAAUGAUAAACGGAAAAAUGAAGAAAAAAGUAGUAAUGUUAGAACGAAAACGGAUAACUCGAAGAAAGCUGGUGUGGUCCGCGAUGAACGGUUUCAUUUGCCUGGAUCUCAGUUUCCCCAAGAUGCCGGCGCACCUGAAUCUGGAUCAUCGGACUCUGAGGAAGACGAUCUACAGCGCGAUUUUUCUCGUGGUAUCGGUAACCUUUCCAGCAGUUCGGACGAAUCGGACGAUGAAUCUGAAUCCGAGGUUGCGGAGACAGGGGAAAUUGAACAUCCAUGGGCCGAAAUGAGCGCCGACGCCCCAGAUACCAGUGAAAUUACAAGGCGACUGGGCCUCGUUAACAUUGACUGGGACAGUAUCCGCGCUGAAGAUAUUUUUAUGGUUUUGAACUCCUUCAAACCGAUUCAAGGAGUAAUUAAAUCGGUUGCCAUUUAUCCUUCGGAGUUUGGACUGCAGCGCAUGAAAGCGGAAGAACACAGUGGCCCAAUGGAAUUGAAAGAUUCUGCUAGAAGCCAGGAUGAUGAAGAAGAGGAUGCUGUGGAGGAAGACACUGAAGAUACAGCUGUUGCGAAUGAAAAAUUACGGAAGUAUCAGCUAAACCGUCUGAAGUAUUAUUAUGCAGUUGUUGAGUGUGAUUCAUCGGAAACGGCUAAUAAAAUUUACGAAGAAUGUGAUGGGUUGGAGUAUGAGAAUUCAUCGGCCGCGCUCGAUCUGCGCUUUAUUCCUGAUGAAAUGGAGUUUGAUCAUGAACCGAAGAGUAAAGUUACCAGCUUGCCCGCUAAUUAUAAACCCAGUGAAUUCGUAAUUUCCGCGUUGCAACAGUCCCGUGUAAGAUGUUCGUGGGACGAAACUUCUAGAGACAGAAAACCUUUGACAGCUAAUGAGUGGGAAAAAGUGGAUGACUUGCAGGCGUAUCUGGCGUCCUCUUCAUCUGAAGAAGAGGAUGAAGCAGAGGAUGAAGCGACCGAACUGGCUGACACACGUUCCGUAGUGUCUAAUAAAGACCCGGCAUCUAUAGCCAAAUACCGCUCGUUACUGAACCAAAUAGACAACAAAAACACCGGUUUGGCGGUUAGCGACGAAGAGGAUAUCGACAUGGAAGCCCAUUGGGAACCUGACGUCGAGACAACUGCUAAGGAACAACUGAAGAUUAAGCAAAAACAGGAUUCAGUAGCGAAGAUGACACCUUUUGAGAAGAUGCUAGAGAAACAGAAAGAAAAGAGAAAAGCCAAGAAGCGAAGUCGCAAGCAGAGUGAAUCACCGGAUUUAGAAACUGCGUGGAACGACGAGGGCAGCGACGAUUUAGAAGGAUCAUCUGAAGAGGAUUCUGAACAGAGUUCGCAAGAUGAAGCAACAAAGCAAGAUCUGAAAGGGGCCAAACGAGCAGUGGACUCCGAAGAUGGUUCUGACGUUUCGAUAGAGAAGUCUUUACCUGCCGCGAGUUUGGAGCUCCUUAUGGGAGAGAAGGAUAGUAGUCGGCACUUUAAUUUAAAGAAGCUUCUGGUGGAUGCUAAGGAUACGAAAGCACAAAAGAGAAAGCGAAGAAAAUUGUUAAAAAAGUCGAAGACCGUUCUUACGGAAGGACCAUCUGAUGACUUUAUCAUGGACCUCCAAGAUCCUCGAUUCAAAGCGUUGUUUAACUCGAAAGAUUUUAAUAUUGACAUUUCUGAUCCAUCUUUCAAGAAAACCAAGGCGAUGGAAACUGUUAUCCAAGAGAAACUGAAGAGAAAAGAGACUGCAAAGGAGCGGGGUGUUAUGGCUUCGGCGAAAAGUGAUCAGCCGAAGCUUCGACCGGAUCUGUCAUCUCUUGCGAAAAGCGUUAAAGCUAAAUUUAAUGGUGGGAAGAAAAAAUAGUUGCUUUCGAAAAUGCAAGUUCGUCAGAAUAUCUUUUGAGUCUAACGGUCUCUGUGAUGUUGCUCGUUGCCGCUCUCGGUUGGAACUUGCUAAUACUAGUAAUUAUUAAUUUUGGUUCCAAGUUCUAACUGCUAAACCAGCUGAAUCACAUAAAUAAAAUUGA
Paramacrobiotus metropolitanus is the source of this 2594-nucleotide messenger RNA. Its product is annotated as ESF1 homolog. Lineage: Eukaryota; Metazoa; Tardigrada; Eutardigrada; Parachela; Macrobiotidae. The record is from RefSeq and is a predicted model, not a curated record. Gene Ontology annotation, biological process: rRNA processing. Gene Ontology annotation, cellular component: nucleus. The coding region runs from base 251 to 2431 and encodes 726 amino acids. The transcript is spliced from 5 exons. Gene Ontology annotation, molecular function: RNA binding.